Molecule: messenger RNA, 798 nt
Organism: Cinclus cinclus
Lineage: Eukaryota; Metazoa; Chordata; Aves; Passeriformes; Cinclidae
Gene: LYPD6B
Product: LY6/PLAUR domain containing 6B
Molecular function (GO): acetylcholine receptor regulator activity
Source: RefSeq, a predicted model, not a curated record
AUGGUUUUCCUGGAGGAAACCCAUCUCAGGGAUGGAGCGAGCCUCGUUCCUUCACUUUUUGUCUUUUAUUUGGAUUUUAUGGCAUUGGGAUAUCCCAGGAAGGAGGGAAUUUCAUUUCUGUGCGGCGCCACGGCGCUCAGUAAGAGCCAUAUUCUUCUACCUAAUCCUUCUUUGGAUCCUGGGCUGCAGCCAGAAGAAAUCUGGACCGUCCUGUGGAAAACAGUGUUGGAAGCACAGAGGGAGCAGAGGCCUGAGGAGCCUGGAAUUCCAUGUGCAGUGACACCCAGGAUGGGGCUGCUCCGGCACGCGCUGCCCGCAGCCGUUCUCCCGUUCCUCAUCCUUUUGGGAAAUCUGGUUUCUGCUGAGAACAUCAACUUUUACAACAUCAGGCCUCCACUAGACCCCACUCCGUUCCCAAACAGUUUCAAGUGCUUCACCUGCGACAACGCAGCGGACAACUACAACUGCAACAGAUGGGCUGAGGACAGGUGGUGUCCCGAAAGCGCUCGGUACUGCCUGACAGCUCACCUCUUCACGGCCCUCGGGGAGAGCACCUCCGUCACCAAGAAAUGUGCCACGGGCGACGAGUGUCACCUGGUGGGCUGCCACCGGCACGGGGACAGCGGCCACACGGAGUGUGUUUCCUGCUGUGAAGGCAUGAUCUGCAACGUGGAGAUCCCCACCAACGCCACCAACGCGGUGUUUGCUGUGCUGCAGGCCCGCAGGACGGCCACGGGCAGCCGGGCAGUGCCCGGCGUGGCUCUGCUGGUGACAUCGGUGACAAUGGCCCUGUCCUGA